Messenger RNA from Acanthaster planci (crown-of-thorns starfish), 3318 nucleotides. It is a transcript of the gene dhodh, whose product is annotated as dihydroorotate dehydrogenase (quinone). Gene Ontology annotation, biological process: pyrimidine ribonucleotide biosynthetic process; 'de novo' pyrimidine nucleobase biosynthetic process. Gene Ontology annotation, molecular function: dihydroorotate dehydrogenase activity. Lineage: Eukaryota; Metazoa; Echinodermata; Asteroidea; Valvatida; Acanthasteridae. The record is from RefSeq and is a predicted model, not a curated record. Gene Ontology annotation, cellular component: mitochondrial inner membrane; cytoplasm.
AGGAAUCACCAACUACCAAAUGAUUUCGCGGGGUAUGCGAACUUUGCGUGAUAAUUUUCUGUUGACUUGAUGAUCAUUAUUCAUCGGCUGGAACACCCAACAUGGCUUCGAAGAGUAAAUCAGCAGCCGUGAUACUCAGUUGCGGUACAGCUCUGUUCGGGGGCUUGUGCCUCGGGCUGGGCAGCGAGAAAUUUUACCGAGACAUUGCCAUGCCAAGCUUGAGGGCAGUCAGUGCAGAGUCCGCCCACGUCUUGGCAGUGAAGACAGCUGCAUGGGGAUUGGUGCCUUGGAAUACCUUCAAGGACCCACCAUCUCUCGGAGUGACGGUCUGGGGACGUCAUUUCAGCAACCCCGUCGGACUAGCGGCUGGGUUUGACAAGCACGCGCAGGCCAUGGACGGCAUGCUCAAGAUGGGUUUUGGUUUUGUGGAAGUUGGCAGUGUGACCCCCGAACCACAAGAAGGGAACCCCAAGCCGAGGGUCUUUAGGCUGUCGGAGGACAAGGCCAUUGUCAACAGGUAUAGCUUCAACAGUGACGGGCACGCUGCAGUUCUUCAGAGGUUAAAAGACAGAGCCGAUGCAAAGGCACACUUGCCAGCAGGAAAAAGAGGGAUUGUAGGGAUCAACCUUGGCAAGAACAAGACUUCCCCGGAUGCCGUCAACGAUUAUGUGAGGGGGGUUAAGUGCUUCGGAUGCCUAGGGGACUAUUUGGUCAUCAAUGUCUCCAGUCCAAACACGCCAGGGCUCCGGAAGAUGCAAGGCAGGGAACAGCUGGGGCAGUUAAUUGACAAGGUGCUGGAAGCAAGAGACCAGCUACCCUGCUCGCCUAGACCUCCCCUGUUAGUUAAGAUUGCACCGGAUUUGACUCAGCAAGACAAAGAGGACAUUGCAGCUGUCGCCACCAGAAAACAGGGUAAAGUGGACGGACUCAUAGUGACCAACACUACCAUCACCCGUCCAGCUAGUCUACAGAGUCCAAACAAGACAGAGAGUGGGGGGCUGAGUGGACCUCCCCUCAGACACAUGGCAACGGACACAGUGAGAGACAUGUACAGACUCACAAAUGGUGAGUUGCCAAUCAUUGGAGUGGGCGGAAUCAGCUCGGGUCAAGAUGCCUACGAGAAGAUCAAGGCAGGGGCAUGCCUGAUACAGCUGUACACAGCACUAGCCUACGAAGGGCCUCCCCUUGUCAAGAGGAUUAAACGCGAGUUGGAUGACUUAUUAAAGGCAAAUGGCUACAAGACAGUUGGGGAAGCUAUCGGUUCUGACCACAGACAAAAAUGACCAUAAGUCUCCUACUUCCUCGGUGCUUGUAGCUGUAUUCUCAAUGUUCUCGGUUGAAGGUCUCCUCGGAAUGAAGUCCUCUUUGUCAGGCAAAAUUUACUGUAACAUGACCUCUGGUGAGUGUGCCUGCGACAUCACAGCAAGGUUUCAUUGGAAAUCCACAGGAUUUAGGAAAAUUUGGCAGGAUUGACAAAAAGAGCUGAACACAUUUGCUACACAAGAUUUCUGGCCAACAAACUGGACUUUUGAAAAAGGCAUACAUUUGGCCCACUUUAAUAGAGGCUUUGCAUGGUAGCCAUCUUGCAGGGCAGUUCUUUUUUUCUCACAGGGAAACCUCCUUUGUGUAUACCCUGUGGAACAAAAGCACUGGCCAGCAAGAUGGCAGCCAUGGAAACCUUAUUCCACAACCAAUUGCCACAAAUACUGAUUCUUGACAGUCAUUUGGAUAAUUUGUAGUGCAAGUUGGUAAUACCCCAGCCCCCUCUCACCAGAGCAAGAUAUGCUACCAUAGGUUCAUGGACCAUUUAAACAGGGAUGUGCAACUUCGACCAGCUCCAGUGCAAAAAUACUUAGGAUCUCGGUUCCGUGCGUGUUACAGAUUGUUCUCGACCAUUCUUGAGAAAACUCGUGACCACAUGACGUGUUGUGCCUAAGUUUCAAUUUACUCAUGUUGUUUUGAAGAGCAAUUUUCUUUAUCACUUUUAAAGAGAAAAGAAAUACAUGCAGACCCAUUGAUCAGGUUUAUGAUACCUUGAGUAUCAUACUCUAUGAAAGGUUGUAUGCUGAGUUUGAAACAUUAAGGCAUUAAAAGCAAACAAAGUGGUGGAAAAGUACAGAUGUACAAUCUAAAACAUGACUUCAAGCACUCCUUCCCAAAAGGAGUACACAUGAUUUUGACUGCAGCUUCACAUGCUUGACAUCACCAUUAUUCAUCACAGAAAAAUGAUUGCAGUUUGCACUGCUGUAGCUUGAGGUGUUAUGUACGUAUAAUUCAGCCAGUGUCAUGUGCAUGUCAUUUCCCCUUUGAUACUUUGCCAGCCGUAACAUUCAUUGAAUUAGCUCUGAUCUGAGAUUGCACAUCCCUGUCUAAAUGGUCCAUGCACAGUCUGUGUACAGCGGUCAAGUUUAAUACCCUGUCCGCCUCGGCGUACUUGACAUCAGGUCCUUGUAUAAAACAAAUGGGAAAUACAGCACGUAUUCACGUCCACCACCAGAAACUCAGGGAAAUGCUCAGUGCCUGAAUCAGCUGCCCCUGCCAGUACAGAUUAUGAUCAGAUUGUGCUCACGCGUCCUUCAAUGUGAACGGCUCGAGAAGGAAAAAUCUCAGGGCUUUAGAAGGAAAAAUGAGAUUACAGGUACAAAGUACAAUAUAAGUACAUCGUGAACAGUUUACUAACUGCAGUUUAUAUUCUGGGUAAAACCGGGGGAACUAAACAUGUUUCUUCAGUGGCUGUGCUGAUUAUUCAAACAUUGCAAUAUUUUAUCGAUUUCUGAAUAUUUAAAUAUUUCUUUCCGAAUUGAAUGAGGUGAAAAUCGAUGUAUUAAUAAAAGGGAAAUUUUCAAAUUAAUUGGUUACAAAAUGGCAUUUAAAGAGGACAUUUCAAAGUGUUGUGUACACUUAUUAAAAGGCAGCUUAAUGCAUGGGCCCAACAAUAACCAAAGAGAUUUUUCCAAGAAGUUUGUUUUGUUUACAUUUCGGAAAACAAGUAUAUUUUGUUUCUGCUUUCAUGGCAAUUUGGUACAUCUGAAUAAUGAAAGAUUUGAUUGAAUGGAAGGUUGAAUGUUCAGAUACCGACUCGGUCUUAGUGUCUUCACUUCACAUCGACCAUCCUGUUCUGUGCCACUGAGGUUCCGCUUGACUUCAGUUUAGGAAAAUCAACGCCCAGAAUAAAAACAUUUUAUUCAAGGGAAAACGAAUCCAAUUUUCUUAAGGAAAGUAUGGACAGUAGUUUAUUUUUAUACUUCUGAUGACCAGAAUGACGAAAAAAAAGAUUUGCAAAUUAAUGCGUAAUAAAAUCAAUUGAUUAGUAAUUUA